This is a messenger RNA of Apodemus sylvaticus (European woodmouse), 1853 nucleotides long. RefSeq names its product BLOC-1 related complex subunit 6 (gene Borcs6). Gene Ontology annotation, cellular component: BORC complex. Gene Ontology annotation, biological process: lysosome localization. Bases 82 to 1167 code for a protein of 361 amino acids. The record is from RefSeq and is a predicted model, not a curated record. NCBI's taxonomy places the organism in Eukaryota, Metazoa, Chordata, Mammalia, Rodentia, Muridae. The transcript has a single exon.
CCUCCGCCAACGCCCCUUAAAGGCGCCGCCGCAGCCGGGGAGCCCGGCGGCCGACUCGCGGUUCCGGCCCCCACCCGCAGUAUGGAGGCCGCCCAGGGGCGGCUCGGGCCGGAGCCGGACCUUUCGGUCGGAGCUGGCCACCAGGCCGCGACUUUCAGCGGCAGGCCGUCCCGAACGCCCUCGAAGCCGCCCUCGGUCCGGACGCUGUCCGGGGAGGAGGAGGCUGAGAGCGUUGGGGUCGCGAGCCGUCAUCCCCGAGCGUCCCCAAAGACUUCGAGCGGCAGCAUCGCCCAUGGGCAGGAGCUGGACUCUUGGGAGGACAAGCCGAGCUCCCGGGCGACGCCGUCAGGGGCCGGGGGGCGCCGGGGGGCGCCAGGUUCCGAGCACGCCCCGCCCCCGUCCUCCCGGGACCGGGAUCCCGAGCCCAGCGAGGAUCAGCCCUCCGCUCCGAGUGUCUGCCGUCGAGGGAGCCCCGGAGGCGUCGAGAUGAGUGUGGCGCUGCCUCGGCAAGAGGGUGAAGACGACGACGACGAUGACGACGACGAGGCGGCGGCGGGUAGGGCUGGCCGCUCGUUCCCCAGCCGCCUUCAGGACAGCCGCAGCCUGGACGGGCUGAGCGGGGCGUGCGGCGGAGGGGCGUCUUCAUCCAGUGGCGAGGCCGGCGCGGGCGGAGGACGGCGCGCCACCAUCUCCAGCCCCCUAGAGCUCGAGGGCACGGUGAGCCGCCACGGCGACCUUACUCACUUCGUGGCCAAUAACCUACAACUCAAGAUCCGCCUGAGUGGCGCCCCGCCACCCGCGCCCCCUGCCUCUGUGCGGCCCUGCCUGACGCCCGCAGCCACCCCCACCAUCCCUCCCAUCGACCCGGACGUGCUGCGGGAUCUGGAGCGGCUGAGUCGCGAGCUGGGCGGCAGGGUGGACCGUCUGCUCCGCGGGCUGGGUGGUGCGGUGCAGGAGCUGACGGCGUUGAGCGUGGGCUGUAUCCAGACCUACCGCGACGCGGUGGACUCCUUGGGUGAAGCCGUGGACAUGAGCAUCAAGGGCAUGUACACCUUGCUUGCGCGCUGCGAGGAGCUGGAACGGGCUUUGCAGCCGGUCCAGGGGCUGGCACGCCAAGUCCGAGACAUCCGACGCACGCUGGAGGUGUUGGAGGCCCUGUGCAAGUGACCUGUGUAUGCAGAGAGGAGAGGCCGUGCCUAACCUGGCCACACCAGGGUCCAGGAGGGUCCCUGGUGGAAACUGCCUGCUGAGGGGAGCCUGCGCCUGGGAGGGUCUUCCCCAAGCAUUUAGGAGGCCCGUGCCCAUCUAAGCCUAAGGAGUGUGAAUGGGGAAGGUGCGAGGAUUGUCCUGGUGGGAAGGGAUGUGGCUCUGCUUUGAUUCAGUUGGCCAUCUGUAGCUACCUUGUUCUUCCUGACUCUUCUCCCUAAGCUAGGACGCCGUCCAUGGGAAGACAGGCCCGUCGGUCUCCGCUGGAGGGUGGGGCAGACCCGACUGUGUGGUCAGAGGAGGACAGAGCAGGCCUCAGCUCCGCUGAGGCUGUCCGGUUCCAGUGGCCACACCGCAAGUGCCAGGGCUUUGGGAACUGGAGCGGUCCUUGACCACACACCGCGAGAGGGCCAGGGCGCACAUCUGCAUAACCUCCUGCUUCAUCCCUCUCUGUUCCUCUAAACUGCCGCGGGGUAGAGCUACCGGGAGGGAGCGAGGUGGUGGGGAGUGUCUCACUGCUCUCAGGUUCCGUACAGUUGUUACUGGUUUUGAAGCCCACCUGUUGUGGAGUAUUCUAAUCAAUUUUGGCUUUCCGAGAUUUUGUGGAAUUAAAGUGCUGCCGCUGCUGCUGCUGCUGCUGCUGCUGA